This is a messenger RNA of Dermatophagoides pteronyssinus (European house dust mite), 1560 nucleotides long. RefSeq lists its product as uncharacterized. NCBI's taxonomy places the organism in Eukaryota, Metazoa, Arthropoda, Arachnida, Sarcoptiformes, Pyroglyphidae. The record is from RefSeq and is a predicted model, not a curated record.
AUUACAUUCAUCAAAUUUUUAAUGAUCUUAUCUCAACGGAGAAAUUUUCAUAAAUCUAAUUUUUAUAAUUUGAAUUAAAAAAAACUAAAUGAAAGUGUCAAAAAUGUCAACUAUUCAAGAACAAAUGAACCAAAACACUCAUCCUACAAAUCGCAGACUAUUCCGACGAUUACAUCUUAUCAUUUUAUUGUUAAUACUGAUUGAUUUAACAUUUUCCUCUAAAAUUCCCUCGAAUAGACCCAAAACAAAUGAUCGCCGAUUGGUGAAAAAAUCCCAUGUAACUGUAAGACAGUUGUCCGAAAAAUAUGAUCAUUUUGUCAAACUUAAACCAAAAAAAUCAUUCAAAAAAACUCAAACGAGAAAAAGAAAAGGCACAAAAUUACGAAAAUCUAGACAAAAUCUUAAUGAGAAUGUUGAAUCUUCGAACGAAGCCAAAGAUAAUUCUACCAUUGAAAAAUUAUUGAAUCGAGAAAGUGAGAUUAGAGUGCCAUUACCUUUGCCUUCCGGAGAAAUUCCAUCAUCAUUACCGAUUAUCGAUGACACUAAUAUAUCGAAUAUUGAACUCGCAUUUGCAAAUAAUCUUUCCUUGAAAGAAUGUUCUAACGAUACUCUUGUGAAAGAUUUAGGGGUUUCUUGCCUAAAAAAAUCUAUGGACAUGACACCACCGGAAAAUAUGGAUGGUCGAAAUGCAAUAUCUCGACAUUUUAGUGUUUCUCCUAUGAUCAAUAGGAAAAUCAAUACUUCAAAUCAAUUUAAGACUCCUGCCGACAAUGCUCGAUCAAAAUAUGCAUUGAAUGGUUAUCGUGACCAGAUAAAACCAUUAAGACGUCCACCGAAAGUUCAAACAAGAUUUCAGCCUACAUCCCAAAAUGAUCCAUCUAGACAAGAAAUUUCAACACCUCUUUUUCCUACAAAUCGGAAUCCAUUUUUGUCUAAUGUGCCAAAGAUUGAAUUGGAUCCGAAAAUCAAAGAAGAUUUAGAACUAUUGAAUAGUUUGAAAUUGAAUUUGGGUGUAUUAAAUGCGCAGGCAUCCAAUAUUAAACAACGAACUAAACUUCUUUAUGGAGAGGCAAGACGUAGAAAAAUGAUAUUCUUUGAUAGAUUAUUAUUACGAACCAAUAGCAUAAUUACCGAAAAAAGAGACAAAACAAGCCGUACUAUCGAUACUAUAGAUGUAACGAUGAAUCGAAUGCGAAAACAGCAAACAAUUAAAGCUUAUAACAAAUAUAGACGAAACAUGAGAUUGAUGGAUCAAAACUUUGAUCGAUAUCCAAAUGGUAUGCUCAAACCAUUGCCUAAAGUUCCUGAAAUUAAUCAGACACAGAUCGAUCAAUUGGUGACCGAUUGUGAAAACCAUUCAAAACAAAUGAUGGAAGUGAUUAGAGAGCUGAACGAAGCCUUAGAUGAAUUUGAAGUGCAAUUCAACUUUCCACGUUUUGAACCAAACUCGAUCAUCGAUGAAUAUUUGAAAGAUGUCGAAUUAUAAAAUGAAAUACAACCAAUUUUCAUUCCAUUUAUAAUCACUUUGGCUGGUAUCAUUUGUAGUUAUAUAACAAAAUU